Molecule: messenger RNA, 1569 nt
Organism: Anisakis simplex (herring worm)
Lineage: Eukaryota; Metazoa; Nematoda; Chromadorea; Rhabditida; Anisakidae
Source: the annotation of a GenBank genome assembly
AUGGCCUUCCGUUAUGUACUGUUCAACUUACUAAUCGCAUUAUUUACUACUUUUUCAGUUGGAGCUCAUCAACCUAUACCAGAUGCAGCUCUGCAUACGAUACCCAAUUUGGUUGUUAGUUGUAGUUCCGAUUCGGACUGUGCCCCUGAUGAAUACUGCAAUAAAGUAUGCAGAUCCUUCACCGGUUGUGCUGUUGUUUGUGUGACAAAAAAGUCAAUUCCAAUUCAACAGAUGUUCGAAACAGCAAUUUUUAAACGCUUCUAUCUUACACAUCAUGUUGUACCCGUGGGAGUUGCUGAACCUCAUUGGUUGAAGAAUGAGAUGGCUGUCAUGGAAGCGCUCAAUAAUGAGUUGGCUGCAUCUGAAGACGAGAAAGACGGCUCUAGCGCAACACAACAGCUCGAAGACGAUUCCCUGCUUCCUGUAGUAUCUGAACUCAAAAAACCACUCUCAAUCACACAUGUCAAAGUAUCCGAGAGCGCAGUCUCUUCAGCACGCGCAGACCAUGUCAUUGAUGCUCACACGUCUAAAGACGAAGAUAUAGAAGCGAGCGGACUUGACUUGGAGACUGAUUCUGGAGAGGUUAUAAGCGUAGCUACAAAAGCCGAAGAGUCUUCCGCAGUUGAGGCUCAUACAGAAGCCAAUAUGGAGGAAGCAAGUGGCAAUGACCCGGAGGAUAUAACUGCCGACACAGUUCCAUCUACGGUGAGCAUGGAGAAAUUGAUCACCGAUGUUGAUGACAAUAAUAACGAAUCGGAGGCAAGUAAAUAUGUGCUCAAAGAAGAUGUGAAUGAGAUAUCGAACGUGGAGCAGUCAACAACAGAGGCAUCAGGAAUCGAUACAGAUUCGAGUGAAUAUGAAACAGCCGAAGCGAGUGGUGAAUACCUCUCUGAAGGAGUACGUGACCAGAGUCGGUUGGGAGGCAUGAAAAAGGAAGCGAACGAGCCUCUGAACGGGCAAAACUCAGUGGUGACAAGCACUGAUGUCAAUGGUGAUAGCGAUUUAGAAGGGAGUGGGUACGGUCAGAAUAAACUAUCAGUGAAUGAGCAAUCGUACGCUAGAAACGAGGAGGCUGAACUCGAUUCAAACAUCGAAAGCGCUGAAGCAUCAGGAGAUGAACUUGACGGUUCGGAUCAAAUAGGCAAACCAGAGUUCAAAAUUGACACUGAGGAAGGAUCAGGAGGCCAUGGGCUCGUAGUAGUAGACCACUCGGUGGGAGCCAAAAUGGCCGUGGAAACCGAAGAAGCAUCAGGAGAUGAACUUGAUGGUUCGGAUCAAAUAGGCAAACUAGAGUUCAAAAUUGACACUGAGGAAGGAUCAGGAGGCCAUGGGCUCGUAGUAGUAGAUCACUCGGUGGGAGCUAAAGUGGCUGUGGAAACCAAAGAAGCAUCGGGACAUGACUUCAGUGGUUCAGACACAUUACAAGUGAAACCUGCAAUGAAGGUUGAUGUUGACGAUGAGGUCUUAGAUGAGGGAUUCAUAACACUACCGAAAAAUGUGCCUGAAAUAAAGAAAACAGGUAUGAGAACCUUCGAGUAUCGUGCAGAAGUGGAAGGAGGAGUUUCAUGA